Molecule: messenger RNA, 836 nt
Organism: Fomitopsis serialis
Lineage: Eukaryota; Fungi; Basidiomycota; Agaricomycetes; Polyporales; Fomitopsidaceae
Exons: 3
Coding region: 211-639 (142 amino acids)
Biological process (GO): regulation of DNA-templated transcription
Molecular function (GO): zinc ion binding; DNA-binding transcription factor activity, RNA polymerase II-specific
Source: RefSeq, a predicted model, not a curated record
GACGAGAGCUAGUGUGUCCACUGCAUCCGGCCGUCAACCUCACCAUCCUACAUCGCUCCUGCCUAUUCGACCAUCCAGCUGCGCGGGCGCCGUGCAACAGGCGAACCAUCAGAAGCUGUCCAGCUUGUGGACUGUCCAAGACUACCCCUCAUACUUAUCGGUCCCGGCGCGAGGUCCUCUUCUCUAUAUCAACACAUCCUCGCCAACGCCAUGUCGGGCUACGGCCAUGGGAGCCCACAACAGAACGGCGGCCGUAGGAUGUUCAGCUGCAAGCCCUGCCGCAUGCUCAAGAUCAAAUGCGAUAGGAAGCAGCCCUGCACGCCGUGUCAGGUGGCAUAUACAGCGAAAUAUUGCCUAUACAAGGGUGACAAGGGAUAUGACGGCGACGGCGUCGAUCCGCCUAAGCGAUCACUUCAAGAUUAUGCACGCAGCGAAGCAUGCCAGAACCUCGUUCAGUCACUAGUGAAGGCUGAUGCGUCCCUUGCGGAAUUCGGCGCUACGACUGGUGAGAUACAGGGCACCUUGAAGGUCCUACAGGCGGCGAUGUCUACGGAGCAAGGUAUCCGGGCCGUGAAAAACUGCGCAGAGGGUCAUCACGAAAUGAUUGUGAAUCUCCUGGAUGCGGUGAGUGACUCUUAAGGUGUCUCUGUGCAAUUCACAAAUAUCCUAUAAAUUUACGCCGCUUGUGAUCCACACAGGUAUUGGAACGAGUUUCUCCCCAGUCCCGCCAAUACACCACGGUAUUCCAUGCACUUCGCAAAUUGUGUGCACAGCAUGGCCACGUCCCGGAUUCAUUGAUCCUGCCAAGGGGUUCGGUUGUUCUGAGUCCGUCGACG